This is a messenger RNA of Pediculus humanus corporis (human body louse), 426 nucleotides long. Its product is annotated as protein phosphatase 1 regulatory subunit 12A, putative. The transcript has 2 exons. Gene Ontology annotation, cellular component: cytoplasm. Gene Ontology annotation, molecular function: enzyme inhibitor activity; phosphatase regulator activity; protein kinase binding. Lineage: Eukaryota; Metazoa; Arthropoda; Insecta; Psocodea; Pediculidae. The record is from RefSeq and is a predicted model, not a curated record. The coding region runs from base 1 to 426 and encodes 141 amino acids.
AUGGGAUCCAGAACUGGAUCAACUUCGAGUCUUUUAAGUUUAAAGAGUUCCGAAGGGUCCGAGGGUUACGGCAGUGACGACAAGUCCGGACGAUCGUCGAGAGUUAGUUCAGUGUCAUCGUCCGGAGUCAAUGACGAUUUCUCUACGAGGUUACAAAAUAACGAUGUGACCGAAAACGGCGAAAUCGACUACAAGAAAUUGUACGAAGAAUCAAAAGCACAAAACGAGAGGCUAAAGGAAAAAUUGAAAAAGACUGAAGAUGAAUUGACGGAUGCUAGGAGUAAUUUAGAAAAACAUGUAAAUACGGACAAAGCGUCGCUGUCGGAAAUGGAAAAGAGGGAAAGACGAGCUUUAGAAAGGAAAUUAUCGGAAAUGGAGGAAGAGCUUAAGGUACGUGCACAAUUUUCUAUUACCAUUUUCGUGUGA